UCCUGAGGACGCUGCAGCCUCCGCUCCCGCCAUGGGCGCCCCGGCCUGCGCCCUCGCACUGUGCGUGGCCGCAGCGGUUGUGGCGGGCGUCGCCUCGGAGUCCCCGGGCACAGAGCAGCGCGUCUUGCCGAGAGCAGCAGAGGGCCCAGGGCCUGAGCCUGGCCAGCAGGAGCCGCUGGUCUUUGGGAGUGGGGACACCAUGGAGCUGAGCUGUGACCCACCCGGAGGUGGUCCUGUGGGUCCCACGAUCUGGGUCAAGGAUGGCUCGGGACUGGAGUCCUCGGGCCGUAUCCUGGUGGGGCCCCAGCAGCUGCAGGUGCUAAACGCCUCUCGUGAAGACACUGGGGCCUACAGUUGCCGGCAGCGGCUCACACAGCGCGUGCUGUGCCACUUCAGUGUGCGUGUGACAGAUGCUCCAUCCUCUGGAGACGAUGAAGACGGGGAGGAUGUGGCUGAGGACACAGCAGGAGCAGGUGGCUGUGCCGGGGUGUUUCAGUGUGCAGCUGUGCGUGUACAACGUGUGUCCCUGGGGCAGACAGCAGUGAGGUCCUGUGAACAGCAGUCACCUCCCUCCUUGGUCCUGGACCUGCUGCCUCCCUUCUGGGGGGCAAGGCCCAGCCUCCUAAUGGGGGCCCCUUACUGGACUCGGCCAGAGCGGAUGGACAAGAAACUGCUGGCAGUACCGGCUGCCAACACAGUUCGCUUCCGCUGCCCAGCUGCUGGCAACCCCACUCCUUCCAUCUCCUGGCUGAAGAACGGCAAGGAGUUCCGAGGGGAGCAUCGCAUUGGGGGCAUCAAGCUGCGUCAUCAGCAGUGGAGCCUGGUCAUGGAGAGCGUGGUGCCCUCUGACCGCGGCAACUACACGUGCGUGGUGGAGAACAAGUUUGGCAGCAUCCGGCAGACGUACACUCUGGACGUGCUGGAGCGCUCCCCGCACCGGCCCAUCCUGCAGGCGGGGCUGCCAGCCAACCAGACAGCCGUACUGGGCAGCGACGUGGAGUUCCACUGCAAGGUGUACAGUGACGCACAGCCCCACAUCCAGUGGCUCAAGCACGUGGAGGUGAAUGGCAGCAAGGUGGGCCCUGACGGCACGCCCUACGUCACCGUGCUCAAGACGGCGGGCGCUAACACCACCGACAAGGAGCUAGAGGUUCUAUCCUUGCGCAAUGUCACCUUUGAGGACGCGGGGGAGUACACCUGCCUGGCGGGCAAUUCUAUCGGGUUUUCCCAUCACUCUGCGUGGCUGGCGGUGCUGCCAGCGGAGGAGGAGCUGGUGGAGGCGGACGAGGCUGGCAGCGUGUAUGCAGGCGUCCUCAGCUACGGGGUGGGCUUCUUCCUCUUCAUUCUGCUGGUGGCAGCUGUAACGCUGUGCCGCCUGCGCAGCCCUCCCAAGAAGGGGCUGGGCUCCCCCACUGUGCACACGGUCUCCCGCUUCCCGCUCAAGCGACAGGUAACAGUGUCCUUGGAGUCCAACUCGUCCAUGAACUCCAACACACCGCUGGUCCGCAUUGCCCGGCUGUCCUCGGGAGAAGGUCCCACGCUGGCUAAUGUUUCUGAGCUUGAGUUACCUGCCGACCCCAAAUGGGAGCUGUCCCGGGCCCGACUGACCUUGGGCAAGCCUCUUGGAGAGGGCUGCUUUGGCCAGGUGGUCAUGGCAGAGGCCAUUGGCAUCGACAAGGACCGUGCUGCCAGACCUGUUACAGUGGCGGUGAAAAUGCUGAAAGACGAUGCCACUGACAAGGACCUGUCGGACCUGGUGUCGGAGAUGGAGAUGAUGAAGAUGAUUGGGAGGCACAAGAACAUCAUCAACCUGCUGGGGGCCUGCACGCAAGGCGGGCCUCUGUACGUGCUGGUGGAGUACGCGGCCAAAGGCAACCUGAGGGAGUACCUUCGGGCGCGGAGGCCGCCGGGCAUGGACUACUCCUUCCACACCUGCAGGCUGCCUGAGGAACAGCUCACCUUCAAGGACCUGGUGUCAUGUGCCUACCAGGUGGCGCGGGGCAUGGAGUAUCUGGCAUCCCAGAAGUGCAUCCACAGGGACCUGGCUGCCCGCAACGUGCUGGUGACUGAGGACAACGUGAUGAAGAUAGCCGACUUUGGCCUGGCCCGUGAUGUGCACAAUCUCGACUACUAUAAGAAGACCACCAAUGGCCGGCUGCCUGUGAAGUGGAUGGCCCCUGAGGCCCUGUUUGAUCGGGUCUACACCCACCAGAGUGAUGUCUGGUCCUUUGGGGUCCUGCUCUGGGAGAUCUUCACCCUGGGGGGCUCACCGUACCCCGGCAUACCCGUGGAGGAGCUCUUCAAGCUGCUGAAGGAGGGCCACCGCAUGGACAGGCCAGCCAACUGCACACACGACCUGUACAUGAUCAUGCGUGAGUGCUGGCACGCAGUGCCCUCCCAGAGGCCUACCUUCAAACAACUGGUUGAGGACCUGGAUCGCAUCCUCACCGUGACGUCCACUGAUGAGUACCUGGACCUGUCAGUGCCCUUUGAGCAGUACUCGCCAGGUGGCCAAGACACCCCCAGUUCCAGCUCCUCAGGGGACGACUCUGUGUUUACCCAUGACCUGCUGCCCCCAGCCCCACCCAGCAAUGUGGGCCCUCGGACGUGAAGGGCCCUUGGCCCUUAGGCCAAGCCCCAUCAAUGUGAGAGUGGAUCCCAGCCUACAGUGCUGCUGCUGGUGUACAGUGGACCCGGGCCCAAACCCAGGAUGGAUGGGCAGAUGGACAUAGAUGUGUGUGUGUGUGUGUGUGUGUGUGUCUGGCGGCCCCCGGGUGCAGAGGUCUCCUGGGGCCUGCGCUGCUAUACAGUGAUCUCCUGACUCACCACUGCCAGGAGACCAAGGGACCCUUGUUUUGGGGGACCAAAUAUGGAAUGUAAGAGUGCCUGGUCCUUCACCACCACCCCAUAAGAAGCACCACAGGCCAGGCUGGACCCAGUGUCCACAGUGGGCCUCAGGCCCUCCAGUGCCCAAAGCUGAGCUGCGGGGAUGCCCUCUGUGGCAAGCCUCCUGAGUGGCACCUUGUGCCUGGGGGUGAGUGGCAGCUUCCCCACCUCCAGGCCUCCCCACUUCCCACCCUGCCCCUCCAAGACUGAAAUUACGGGUAUCCGAAGGUGGGAGCCUCUGCCUUCUAUCCGAAAGUUUUAUUCCAGAAAUGAGUGUACAUUUAUAUAAAUAGAUGCUGUGUAUAUGAUAUGUAUACAUCCAUACCUGUAAGAGUAUCUGUGUGGAGGGAAGGAAUGCUGCGGGGUACAGGGGGCAUUGCCUGAUGGGGGAGGCCCCUUGAGGCUUGUUCGGGAGGCAGAUGCAAUACAGGGCAGCAGCAGGCUUUUCUGGCACCGCAGUUUUGUUUUAAAAAUUGUACUUGGACCCUGUAUAUUUGUAAAGCUAUUUAUCAACCCCCAGAACCCUUGCUCCCCACCCAUGUUCACAGCAUUUAGCCAGCACAUGGCAGAGAGUAAAGUCUUAACUUAUUAACAGCCAAGGCUUAGCCAAGUUACUAGGCUGCAGGAGCAUGUGCAGCUGCACAGGAGGCUGAGCCUCGACGGCAGUCGGCCAAAGGGCCUCCUUGAGCUCGUGUUUCCUCUGACCUCCUUUGCAGGGGAACUAGCUUUCUAUAGGGGCUUUCUCUAGGAGAUUUAUUUUUUGUACUUCAAAGGAGCUGGGUAUUUUCAUACAGAUUCCAACUGCUGCAUGUUCCAGGUGGGGACCACAUCCAGGGGGGCAGGGGCUGGCUCUGCUUGCAGGUUCAGAUGUUAUUAGAUGCUACAGUUUAUAUAUAUCUAUAUAUGUAAUUUAUUGAGUUUUUACAAGAUGUAUCUGCUGUAGACUUAACACUUCUUACGCAAUGCUUCUAGACUUUUACAGCCUGGACUGCUACCUUUCAGAGCUUAGGGGAGAGAAAGCCGUGAAUUCAGUUCUGUUAUUUUGUGUACUGUUAAUGGGCCCCAAGCUUGGGUGGCUGCCUCUUGCUGGUCGUUGGUGGCUCAGGGCCUGCUGCAGUGGCCAGAGGUGUGGCUCAUACUGGGGAGUGAUUGUCAACCAGCAGAUAUACUUUCCAGACAAUAAAGAGAAAGGCCUGGUCCUGGUC
Ictidomys tridecemlineatus (thirteen-lined ground squirrel) is the source of this 4091-nucleotide messenger RNA. The record is from RefSeq and is a predicted model, not a curated record. Lineage: Eukaryota; Metazoa; Chordata; Mammalia; Rodentia; Sciuridae.